This is a messenger RNA of Malania oleifera, 1001 nucleotides long. RefSeq lists its product as uncharacterized. The record is from RefSeq and is a predicted model, not a curated record. The coding region runs from base 33 to 650 and encodes 205 amino acids. NCBI's taxonomy places the organism in Eukaryota, Viridiplantae, Streptophyta, Magnoliopsida, Santalales, Ximeniaceae. The transcript has a single exon.
CAAAAGCAGGAAGGGAAAAGCUAGCGAGGGAGAUGGGAAACAGCAUUGGAGGAAGAAGGAAGGCAAAGGUUAUGAAGAUUGACGGCCAAACCUUCAAGUUAAGGACUCCCGCCCGAGCCCAGGACGUGGUCAAGGACUAUCCAGGACAUGUGUUGUUAGACUCAGCUGCAGUUAAGCAGGUCGGCCUCCGGGCUAGGCCACUGGAGCCACAAGAAGAGCUCAAGCCCAAGAAAAUUUAUUUCCUAGUAGAAUUGCCCGAGUUUCCUCGCGAAAAGGCACCACGUCGGGUGCGGUCCGGCGUGCAAAUGAGCGCGAAGGACCGCCUCGAGUGCCUAAUGUUGUCGAGGAGAUCGGUCUCUGACCUUUCCCUCAUCGGCCGGGUCAGUGCCAGUGUCGCGCCUGAUGGGACUGACACCGGAACGAUGAGAGUGAAAUUGAGGCUGCCUAAGGCCCAAGUGGAUAAGUUGGUGGCCGAGAGCAAGGAUGAGGCGGAAGUGGCGGAAAAGAUUGUCGAUCUUUAUGCAGGCGGAGUCGAGGACUUUGCGGCCGAGGGAAGCGAAGGGUCAUCGCUGCAGGGGGAAGGGGAGUGGAAGCCUGGGCUAGACAGCAUUAGAGAGAGGUCUCAGAGGCCAGAGGUACGUUUUGGCUGAAGAUCAUGUCGUAUUAUCUCCAAUUCUUUUGGCAGAAUUAGUUGAUGUCAAGAGCAUAGGUAGAAGGUCCUUUUAGGAUUAGAGAUCAAAGAUUUUUAUUUGUGGUACUGAAGAGGGUGCCUUGUAAUAUUGUAAUGCUCAGAUGAAAUUGUAAAUACAUCUUUACUGGGUAGGAGCGUAGGAGGCUUCUUUCCUUCCCAUGUCAAAUUAUGAGGAUUACUGUUUAAUUGUUUAGUGAUUGUUGUGAAAUCAGGAGGUGUUGGAGAUGCAACUUGCUUUAUAUACAUAUAUAUUUAUUUCCACUUCAUGAUGAAAUAGAUUGUAAUGUUAAGAUGAUGUAUUUUUCCAGAA